GGCCCCGCCCGGCCGCCGCCCGUUGCCAUGGAGACUGCAUCCACAGGGGCAGUAGAUGUCUCCAGUGCCAUAGAUCAUCCCUUUUCAACAGCAUCCAAAGGUGGGGAAAAAGCGUGUUACACGUCUCUGAUUUCCGACAUCUGUUACCCACCUCAGGAGGAGUCUACAUAUUUCACAGGAAUUCUUCAAAAGGAAAAUGGCCACGUCGCCACGUCAGAGACCCCUGAGGAACUGAGCACCCCCGGGCCCUCCUUACCAGAUGUGCCUGGGACAGAGCCUCAUGGCUUAUUUAGUUCUGAUUCUGGAAUAGAGAUGACUCCUGCAGAGUCCAUCGAAGUGAGCAAGAUCCUAGCAGACCCCCUGGACCAGAUGAAAGCAGAAGCCUACAAAUACAUUGACAUAACCAGGCCAGAGGAGGUGAAAUAUCAGGAGCAGAGUCACCCCAAGUUGGAAGAGAAAGACUUGGAUUUUAAGAAUAAGGACACUGAAAUUGCAACAAAAUCCGAAAAGGUCUGUGAACCAGAGAAACCAGUUCCUGUGGAGGGAAGAAUCCUCAAGGACCAUUUAUUUGAAGAAUCGACAUUUGCACCUUAUGUAGAUGAUCUCUCUGAAGAGCAGCACAGGGCGCCUCUGAUCACUGCCCCUGUCAAAAUCACACUGACUGAGAUUGAGCCUUCUGUUGAAACUGCUACCCAAGAGAAAACCCCCGAAAAGCAAGACAUCUGUCUGAAACCAAGUCCUGAUACUGUCCCAACUGUCACUGUCUCAGAGCCUGAAGAUGACAGCCCAGGAUCCAUCACUCCUCCAUCUUCUGGAACAGAACCAUCUGCUGCAGAAUCCCAGGGGAAAUGCAGCAUCUCGGAGGAUGAGCUGAUCACUGCCAUUAAAGAAGCAAAGGGAUUAUCAUAUGAAACAGCCGAGAGCCCACGGCCAGCAGGCCAGGUGGCCGACAGGCCCGAGGUGAAGGCCAGGUCCGGGCUGCCGACCAUCCCCAGUCCCCUGGACCACGAGGCCAGCAGCGCGGAGUCAGGGGACUCGGAGAUUGAGCUCGUGUCCGAGGACCCGCUGGCUACUGAGGAUGCGCUUACCUCUGGCUAUGUGACCUUCGGCCACGUGGGCGGCCCACCGCCCUCGCCAGCCUCACCGUCCAUCCAGUACAGCAUCCUGAGGGAGGAGCGCGAGGCUGAGCUGGACAGCGAGCUCAUCAUCGAAUCGUGCGAUGCGUCCUCGGCCUCGGAGGAGAGCCCCAAGCGGGAGCAGGACUCACCCUCGAUGAAGCCAGGCGCCCUGGACGCCAUCCGGGAGGAGCCUGGCGCCAGGGCUGAGGAGCGCGCACCUAGCAGGCGGGGCCUGGCCGAGCAGGGCCCCUUCCUCAAGUUCCCCUCGCCUCCCCCGCAAACUGGUCCUGAGCUGCCCUCUGGAGAUGGAGCCACGGCACCCGAGGAGCCCGCAGGGCUUCAGAAACCUGCAGAGAGUUCCAGCGAAAGCUCCACGGCCACAAAGGUCCCUGGACCACAAAGUCCUGGCGUCGCGCCCCCUCUGCCGUUUCUCAAUAAGCAAAAAGCUAUUGACCUGCUGUACUGGCGAGACAUCAAGCAGACUGGGAUCGUGUUUGGGAGCUUCCUACUGCUGCUCUUUUCCCUGACCCAGUUCAGCGUAUCCGUGGCCUACUUGGCCCUGGCCGCGCUCUCGGCCACCAUCAGUUUCCGCAUCUACAAGUCUGUUUUACAAGCUGUGCAGAAAACCGACGAGGGCCACCCUUUCAAGACCUACUUGGAGCUCGAGAUCACCCUUUCUCAAGAGCAGAUUCAGAAGUACACGGACUGCCUGCAGUUCUAUGUGAACAACACACUUAAAGAACUGAGGAGGCUCUUCCUCGUCCAGGACCUGGUGGAUUCCUUAAAAUUUGCAGUCUUGAUGUGGCUCCUGACUUACGUUGGCGCUCUCUUCAAUGGCCUGACCCUGCUGCUCAUGGCUGUGGUUUCAAUGUUUACUCUACCUGUAGUGUAUGUUAAGCACCAGGCACAGAUUGACCAAUACCUGGGACUUGUGAGGACUCACAUAAAUGCUGUUGUGGCAAAGAUUCAGGCUAAAAUCCCAGGUGCUAAAAGGCACGCUGAGUAAAUCGAUAUCUCAUCGGGACUGGAAACAAAUAGGAAUGUCUGCAGUGGUAACAGCUCUGUUCUUACAUGUCACAGCAAAUCGAUUGUUUCUCCCCCAGUACCAUAAUCUUAGAGACAAACUUUAAAACAGCUGUUUUUACGCUGUUCCUGUACUCUUAGGAUAUUUGAGUCACUUGUGUCAAGCACUAAAGUAUAGAGAAAAGUGUAUUAGAUGUGGUUUUUAAUUUUGUGUUACUAAAAAAGUGCAUGAUGGCGAGAGCCUAAGUUAUCUUUCCUCCCUCAAUGUUCUUCUCUCUGCAAUGCUUCUGUAGCUUUUAAUGUCCCCUGUGGCUAGGCCUUU
Molecule: messenger RNA, 2463 nt
Organism: Pteropus alecto (black flying fox)
Lineage: Eukaryota; Metazoa; Chordata; Mammalia; Chiroptera; Pteropodidae
Gene: RTN1
Product: reticulon 1
Exons: 9
Coding region: 28-2124 (698 amino acids)
Biological process (GO): neuron differentiation; brain development; endoplasmic reticulum tubular network formation
Cellular component (GO): postsynaptic density; neuron projection
Source: RefSeq, a predicted model, not a curated record